This is a messenger RNA of Manis javanica (Malayan pangolin), 3637 nucleotides long. RefSeq names its product scratch family transcriptional repressor 1 (gene SCRT1). Gene Ontology annotation, molecular function: RNA polymerase II cis-regulatory region sequence-specific DNA binding; DNA-binding transcription factor activity, RNA polymerase II-specific. Lineage: Eukaryota; Metazoa; Chordata; Mammalia; Pholidota; Manidae. The record is from RefSeq and is a predicted model, not a curated record. Gene Ontology annotation, biological process: regulation of DNA-templated transcription.
CCGGAGCCCUGCAGGAAUCAUGCCCAGGUCCUUCCUGGUCAAGAAGGUCAAACUUGACACCUUCUCCUCGGCAGACCUCGAGAGCUCCUACGGGCGCGCUCGCAGCGACCUCGGUGUGCGACUACACGAGAAAGGAUACCUCAGCGACUAUGCGGGGCCCGCCUCUGUCUACGAUGGCGACGCCGAGGCGGCCUUGCUCAAAGGGCCGUCCCCGGAGCCCAUGUAUGCCGCUGCCGUGCGGGGAGAGCUGGGCCCGGCGGCCGCGGGCUCGGCACCGCCGCCCACCCCGCGCCCGGAGCUGGCCACAGCCGCAGGCGGCUACAUCAACGGCGACGCGGCGGUCAGCGAGGGCUACGCGGCUGACGCCUUCUUCAUCACCGACGGGCGCUCGCGCCGUAAGGCCGCCAACGCCAACGCUGCCGCCGCCCCCUCCACGGCCUCUGCAGCUUCCCCCGAAGGCGACAGCCGAGGCGGAAGCGGGGCUGGGGCAGGCGCGCGUGGCGCUGGGUCGGGGGCCGUGGGUCGGAGCGGCGCGCGCUCGGGAGCGGGCCCAGAGGCGCGUGCGGGGCCCGGGGUCGGCGGCUCAGGGGGCCGGCACGCGUGCGGCGAGUGCGGCAAGACGUACGCCACGUCGUCGAACCUGAGCCGGCACAAGCAGACGCACCGCAGCUUGGACAGUCAGUUGGCGCGGCGGUGCCCGACGUGCGGCAAGGUGUACGUGUCCAUGCCGGCCAUGGCCAUGCACCUGCUCACGCACGACCUGCGCCACAAGUGCGGGGUGUGCGGCAAGGCCUUUUCGAGGCCCUGGCUGCUGCAGGGCCACAUGCGCUCCCACACCGGGGAGAAGCCUUUCGGCUGCGCGCACUGCGGCAAGGCCUUCGCCGACCGCUCCAACCUUCGCGCGCACAUGCAGACGCACUCGGCCUUCAAGCACUUCCAGUGCAAGCGCUGCAAGAAGAGCUUCGCGCUCAAGUCCUAUCUCAACAAGCACUACGAGUCGGCCUGCUUCAAGGGCGGCGCCGGCGGCGGUGGCCCCGCGGCCCCGGCGUCGGCUGCGCCGCCACAGCUCAGCCCUGUGCAGGCCUAGGGCGGCGGUAUUUCCGUCAGCCUGGUCGGCUCUCAGCAAUACGGGCCCCCAGGGAAGUCUCCGCGGGCGCGCGCGGGAGGGCCGGAGGGCGGGCCCCUCCUCACAGCAAUAGGGGGAGGGGGCCCGGCCCCGCCCCGCCUGCCAGGGGCCUCCCCGGCCCCUUCAAGCAAUAGGGUCCCGAGGGGAGACCCACCCCGAACCCCCUCCCUUCCCCUCCACGGUGCCCCAGGCUUUUUCCCAGCAAUAGGGUCCAGGAGACCCAGAACCGAACCUCAUCUCCGAGUUAGGUCUCUGAAAAGGGGAUGGGGUGAGAUAGGGAGCACCCCUUUCCUCCCUCUGAGCCCCUGGAUCGCGUUGCAGAGACUCAGGUCUUCCCCAACCCUUCCUAAGCCUUCCAGGGCCAGGCCUGCGGCCUAGACGUCCAGGGAGCAGACCGGGGGGAGGAGCAGGAGGCUCCUCAGUCUUUGCUGAACCCCGGAGUCAUAGACGCGUUGGGGAUCGGGGAGGGGGGCGGACGGCGGCACCCCUCUCCUCGAGUUCCUUCUGGGGCCUCCAUCCGAGCCGCUCUCCUACCCUCACCUCGCAUCCUCUGCCAAAUCCGAAUUCUUCCAGCCCGGCUUCCCGGGCUCUGUCCUCCAUAACGAAUAAUAAUGACACAUACCGAAUCGCAUGGACUUAUCCGACCUCCUCAGACCCCGCUCCCGCCCUGCCCCGGGGCCCCCUCCCUCGUACCCGGGCAUUUGGUAUUGGAGGAUGGAUUCCUGGGGCCCGGCAGGUAGGCCUGGGUACGGCCCUCAACAUACUUCCCUGUAUUCGCUUUGCGGGUAAAUCCCCUUGGGGGGUUGCGGAUGCGUCGGGUUUCUUUCUGUAUUUGUACGUUUUAUUUAUGAACGGAUUGCACUCGGGUCAGGGAAGGGGCGCUGAGCCCCUAUCCUUCCCGCCGACGCCCGGGGUUUGGGAUGUCCAGGAUCACUUUCCCUGCACCUGAUCCCCGCCCCCACACCUGGGCUCCGCCUUCUGGGGUCUCAGGUCCCGCCUCUCAGAGGCUGGCCCCUCCUCCGAGCCCCGUGCCCCGCCCACACUGUUGCCAACUUUCGCCCGUCUAUGCCAAAGCCUCGGCGGCGACCCGCCCCAAGGGCCCGCCCCAUUGGCCGCCGCCUUUGUGACGUCACUGCAUGCAGCCCCAACCCUCCUCCAGUCCCUUCCCGGGGCUGCCCGCGCCCGCUCCCGCUCCCUAUCUUAGUUAGUCCGAUGCCGACUAUAGAGCAAUAAUGCGCACUGCAUGUGAAGCUGCCGCCGCCUCUAGAGUUACUGAGAAUCAGGUAUCCCCUGCCCUGCCCACCCCAUAGGCCCCUAGAUCAGGGAUGCUGCGCGGGGCCGGACGCGCAGACUUUCUCCCCCUUCCUCCCCCCAUCCCCCACGGCAGAACCCGGCGGAUGUAAUGGUUCCAGGGGCAGGGGGCGGGGUUGUUUCCCCCCAAACCCCUCUUUCAGUCGUCCAUCACCCACUGUCCGUUUACUGGGCACCUACAAUGUGCCAGGCCCGAUGCUCAAUCUGCAGGGGACGGGACGACCUUUGGGGGUGCACGUUGGUGAUAGGGGCCCGAUGGGCUUGGAUGGGCCAGGGAGGGAGACAGAUAGAGAGAGGCCUAGACCAGACCAGGUGCCCCUCACUCCCCCCUGCUCUAGCCUGGGGCCAGUGCUGGGUGCAGUGGCAUUCUACCUUUGACUUGUGCCUGGUGUUCUUGGCUCUGGUGGCAGAGACCCAGGGCCACCCAUACUGACUCCCAGUCCUUCCAUUCCCCGGCUGCCACCCCUCUGCCGUGUGGGGCCAGUGCCCCAGGCUAGAGGAAAAGGUGCUUGCUAGAGUGUAUGACAUGGUCAGCCAUCCCUGUGGGCACCAAGAUCGGCUGCUGCCCAGCUACUUUCACAGGAACUGAUCCAAGGGUCCAGCACAGCAGGCCUGCAUCCCAAACCCCUUACACCAGGGCUCAGUACCCACAUAGCUCCCAAGCUGGGGCCUGCCGAUCUGUACCGGGCACAUCCGCAUGUACACGCGCACACAGGUGCCCCACCCUACCCACACACGCCUGUCUACCUACCUAAGGAGAAGGCCGCAGGGCCGUGGGCCAGCCAGGGUCUCCGCUUCUCUCCACACCCCGCCGCCGUGGAAAGCCAUGGGCCCCCUCCCGCCCCAUAACUAAGCAGCACAAUAACCGACUUAGCGAAUUCAGGUAGAAGGAACGUUUAGGUAGCGCCUAUUUUGUACUGAUUAUACGAGUAGGGCCCGAGAUGCGGGGGCCCUCAGGUGGGGGCUGCGGCCACCGGCCCGCCCUGCCCCCACCUCCGCCUGUGCCCCGCCGCCUUGUACAUAUCCCACCCGGAACAGGCCGGGAUUUUUACUCGGGCUGCGCCCCUCUUCCGCCCCCGUUUGGGGCCGGGCCGGCCGGACAGACGGACGGACGGACAGACCUCCUUCCUAAGCACAAUAGCACCAGCUCCCCGGAGCGCCGCACCUCCACGAGGAGAAUAAAUGCCACUCUUGAUAGAA